ACUAGCACCCACACUCCACAGUCCGUUCUGCUCUUCUAUUUUCUUUUCUACUCAUUUGUCUCUCCCGUCGACGGCUUCCCAUAGACACCCACAAGUUACCCUUCGUCACCAGCCCCCACCACCGGCCUCCGGAAAUACCCUCCGGUGACAAAAUCCCUGCCAUAUCACAGGAGCUACGAGCUAGCGCCCUCUAGGCUCGGCACCCAUCGAUCAAAACCAAGAAUUCAGGUGGGCAUUUACCACUUUUACUCUCAAUGGAAGCCAAGUUCUUUCGCUUUCUUAAGAUUGUGGGGGUUGGGUACAAAGCAAGAGCUGAAGCUGCAGGACGCCUCUUGUUUCUAAAAUUGGGAUACAGUCAUGAGGUUGAGCUGACCGUUCCUCCAGCUGUACGUGUUUUUUGCUUCAAAAACAACGUUAUCUGUUGCACCGGACUAGACAAGCACAGAGUGCACCAGUUUGCUGCUACUGUUCGUAGCUGUAAGCCGCCUGAAGUGUACAAAGGCAAGGGUAUAAUGUACGUUGACGAAGUUAUCAAGAAGAAGCAAGGAAAGAAAUCAAAAUGAUUACAAAGAGGAUAGCGGAACUGUUGGAGAAUGUUUUAAAUCAAUGCUUUGUUGGGCAUGUUAUGCCUCAUUUUUCAAAGAUGAGUUUGAGUUCCAGCCACAUAAUUCUUGCGGCCUGGUGCUUUUUAAACUAGUUUUAAGAGCUUUGUAAUAAUUGACCCAAUUUUCUUUGAAUAAGUUUUUGCUUUAAUCCAAGACCUUAUUAUUACUG
Molecule: messenger RNA, 774 nt
Organism: Alnus glutinosa
Lineage: Eukaryota; Viridiplantae; Streptophyta; Magnoliopsida; Fagales; Betulaceae
Product: large ribosomal subunit protein uL6m
Exons: 2
Coding region: 255-563 (102 amino acids)
Biological process (GO): translation
Cellular component (GO): ribosome
Molecular function (GO): rRNA binding; structural constituent of ribosome
Source: RefSeq, a predicted model, not a curated record